CUUUCUUGUCCUUUUAUGAAAUUGAAUUGUUUGUAUCAGUGAUAAGCAAAUAAAGUGCCCAUCGAAAAGCUUAGUGGAAUGACACUGAAUGAACAGCAAAAUGUUUAUCUAGGGAGAAUUUACUGAGACAUUGAAAAGAUUCGAACUUUCAAAUUUCUGAAUUUUGUAAUUUUUUAACUUUCGGAUUACGGAAAGUGGUACACUACUUUUGGUGACACCACAAUAAUAUUAGCGAUCGUUGUAAAUUUCAUUGAUUAAUGUAUUCGAAAAGAUUCUAAUAUGUUACAAAUAUAUUAUGACAGCAUUUUACGAUGUUCUCAAUUUUGAAAACCACUUGUCCAUGUUACUACGCGUACUUGUGUUCAGUGAAACUUUAUAAUCUGUCAUCAAUAACCAAUAAAACAAAAAUCCAUUUUAUUGCAUCACUGAUUUUCUGAACUCUAAACUUUAAAAAAGAAAGUAGUAUGUAUCUGAUUCUAAAACUACGCAAUUCUGUAAACACCUUUUAUUGCUUUUUUUCGUUCACUGCUAAUGAUUCCUGAUAGAUAUUUUUUCGAUGGUAAUAUCGAUGAGUUGCAAAGUAUAGAAGUUGUUCUUCAUAGUUGCUACAAUUCUGUGUAUAUUAUACUUAAAAAUGUUAUAAGUACUCAUAAUUAUAUACUGUGCAUAAAAUUCCGUAAAAUUUGUGGGCGUUAAACUUGUCGUGAGUUGUCAAAACUUAAAAAGCGCGAAUUCGAAAUUUCGGUUUUUUACGCAGGCCCUGACAAUGAUAAUUAUUUAAAUUUUACAUACGAUCUUUCAGCUAAAGAAAACUUGAAAGUGUGAAAGGUCGUUCAAUAGCGAAUCUCGAGUUCCGAUCCUGGACAGUUGGACAAUUCAGUCAGUGACGGGCGUUCGACGAGUCCGCAUGGUUGUGUUCAUACAAAUAUUCAUGCAAGUACAUAUGAUCUUAAGAAGUCGAAGUUCAGAACAAAAAGUAUUUUUAUCUAAUCGUCAAUUGUACCUGAAACCAGUAAAUAAUCCUUUGUAAUCAGUUUGUUAAUCGAAUCGAUUUUGUGUUAGCGUUGCGCAAUUAACGUUAAAUACAUGGAAAAAUGAUGUUAAUAAAAUGUUUCGUAAAAUCUAAAUACAAUAAACCGUGAUAUAAGUGUCAUUUCAAUUCUGUUUUCUUUAUGUAACGUUCGCCGGACAAUUGAUCGUUUUGUGAUCAGAGACUGCACUUAGUUGUCAAAAAAUGCCUACUCAGUUUAGUAAGUUCAUCGACACAUCCUGUAAGGAAUUUUUACAUCCAUGGGAAGACUCGUGCAUCAAUGCAACAACCGGUCUUGGCUUGCAUACCCUGCAAGAAAGCGUCAAGAUAUAUUGCACAGUUUACAUACUUGCAUUUCUAAUGAAAGGAAAAAAACCAUCUAAAGAAGACAUUAAAAAAACGAUAUUGGGUAUAUUACAAUCAACAGCUUUCCUUGCAUGGAAUUCUCUUUCAUAUUCUAUGUUUAUUUGUACUAUAAGACAUUUACUUGGAGGCUUUACAAUUUGGAGCGUAUCAUUUCUUCCAUCCUUCUUAUCUAGUUUGACAGCUAUUUUAAUUGAAAGACCACCUCGACGUACUUUACUAAGUCUAUAUGUAGCUAAUGUAGCAACAGAAUCAAUAUUUUUAAUGGGAUUGGCAAGGAAUUAUUAUUCCUCCAUUCCAAAUGGUGGAACAUAUAUUUUUGCAACAAGCAUAGCAUUGUUACUUUAUUUCUUCCGCUCUAAAACAAAUAAACAGGAUUCUAUAUAUGGAAUACUUAGAAUUCUUGUUGGACGAUACGAAGAUCCUGAUUAUAUUAAACAGAGUGACUCACAGUCCAAAUUGCAAACAUCUUCUGACAGUGAAAGUUCAACAAAAGUAAAUCAUAUAAGUAAAAAGUGUAAUAAAAAGAAUUUAAAUAUUUUCAUGAAAUCACUUGAAGCGUAUCAGAAAAUUAUUGAUCAGUUAAAACAAAGAAGUAAACAUAGUCCAUGUCCACAUCCUCAUAGUUGUACUCAUUAUGUUUUAAAAGGUGGCAUCAAAGUUCUUGGCUAUGCUCUGAGUGCUCAACUAGUAGUUAAGUUGUUUUUCCAAAUGAAAAACUUAUUUAAAAAACCUCAAUUGUUAAAGUCUGCAAUUUUUAAAAAAAGUAAUCUAAAUUUGGCUGUGUUUUUAGGAAGUUUUACAGGACUUUAUAGGCUAGUGUCCUGUUUAUUAAGGAGAUCUUUUAAUAAAGAUUCUAGUUAUUAUGCAAUUCCUGCUGGACUGAUAGCUGGUUUAACAUUUAUGGCUUACAGUAGCAACACAAUAGCUUUAUAUUUUAUGUGGAAAGCGUUACAGUUAUUAUGGAAUGAUCUCACAGAAAAAAAAAUUGUACCUGAAGUAAAAUGGUUCGCAAUCUUUUUCUAUAGCUUUAGUACAGCAGUGCUCUUUCAUGCAGCUGUCUUAGAACCACACAAUUUACGAACAUCGUAUUGGAAGUUUUUAUAUAAUAUAUCUGGCGGAAGAAUAGCAGUAAUGUCGCGAAUACCAUUAGAUCAGUUUGGUUUGGAAUCGUCUCGACGUCUUGCAGAGGUGCUUAGGAAAACUAAUACUACUGAUAAGCAUACUUUUAAGUUUUAAUUUAAUGGUAUAAAUAAGGAAAAAGGUGUACUGCAUUUUAU
Messenger RNA from Megachile rotundata (alfalfa leafcutting bee), 2673 nucleotides. Its product is annotated as transmembrane protein 135. NCBI's taxonomy places the organism in Eukaryota, Metazoa, Arthropoda, Insecta, Hymenoptera, Megachilidae. The record is from RefSeq and is a predicted model, not a curated record.